CUUGGAGUAGGAAAAUUCAAGCCUUCCAGCAAGGAAAACAAGCCAGCAGUUGACGUCAGUCAUCAAUCUCACCGAUCCCAUCGCUCUGUCUCUUGACUCCAGACUCGCCCAUACCUUAGUCUUCUUCCCUGUUCGCAUACGGAAAUCAUGGCAGCGCUACCCACUUCAUCCAAGACAGUCAACGACUUCCGAGAAUGGAAAGCCUUUGGCACGGGCGGGACUCCGCCGACCUGGGCCGGAUACAUGCGCAUGUCAAAACUCCGGGCUCGACGCGCCCUCUCCAAGAAUAACAACCUCCGCGAUCCGGCCCCGCUGCAAAAGACGGGGCCCUCCUACCUACCCACGGGCACCCUCCCGCUCCGCUCGGGGCCGCGCCCACGCAUGAUGCCGCGGACGCUCCCGCAGCGCCAGUACCCGGAGCCCAUCGACCCGUCCGUGCAGGCGCGGCUGCGCGCCCUCGUCCGCGACCUGGCCACCGCCCACCCGGAGCUCUUCGACCUGAUGCCCUCGCACACCGAGGGCCGUACCACGGACGGCCUGUACGCGCGCCGCAAUCUGCCCACCCUCAACCCGCUGGCGGGCGACCGCAUCCUCAGCUACGAGAUCGCGCACAUGCACCCGGCCGAGAACAGUCUGCACGUGUGGCUGAGCGAUGUCGACGCGCGCGAGGUCAUCGAGAAGGGCUGGGGCCAGCGGUUUCCCCUGCCGGCCGUGCCGCAGGGCUGGGUCAUGGUGUAUGCGCCCCGCGACGAGGCGGAGAUGGAUAUCGUGGAGGGCAUUGUGAGGGCCGCGGCGCGGUGGGUUACUGGUGUUAUGGUUUGAGAUAGCCCCUGGUUGGGCUUUAUAGUUACGACGACGAUGAUGAUGAUGACAACGAUGAUGACUCUAUAGCGAGGUUUGAGUUCUUCAAGUGAGCAGUCUGGGCGAUGUGUAUGAUACUGUAUAUUAGCUUUUUCUUUUCUGUGACGAUGAUGUCUGUCAUGAGCAAUGCACGAUUUUUUGCAUACCUUGAGAGUUACAAGGAGAUUGCCUAUACUCUCGAGGGAUGCUAGCUGAACCGAAUGGUAGGUGGGCGAUUAGUGCACGACCGUUGUUUAGUAAGUGGCUGAAACCACUGCUUGAAGUAACCCUGCAUCGCACCGAGCAGUCGGUAAAGGUGUCUGCUUUAUCAAGGGUCUGAAUAAUGAGUACAUCAAUCAGGACAAUACAAUA
This is a messenger RNA of Aspergillus uvarum CBS 121591, 1212 nucleotides long. RefSeq lists its product as uncharacterized. The transcript has 3 exons. Bases 148 to 822 code for a protein of 224 amino acids. Lineage: Eukaryota; Fungi; Ascomycota; Eurotiomycetes; Eurotiales; Aspergillaceae. The record is from RefSeq and is a predicted model, not a curated record.